UAUCUUUUGUAGUUUAGUUUCUAUCGGUUUGUUGUUUUGGCAGCACUUCCCUAAAGUGAGUUUCCUAUUGCAGUGUUUUUUUUUUCUUGUUGAGGAAGGUAAAUUUUACGCGUAUCGAGCGAACGAAAUACUAUGGAAUGCGAUUGAUUACGUGCUCCGUCUCGUUCUCAGAGUUCUAGUGAUUUGUGCAGUGUUAUUGUUGGUACAAUUGUUCGUGUCAUAACAGAAGCUGGAAAAUAUGCAACUUGAGGAAACUCAGGUGAUGAUACUUUAAUGCAGAAGUCAUGAAUUUUGAAGAAGAAUACAUGUACGAGGAUUCUGGAAACGAGACGAGUGGAGACGACGUCGAUUUCGGCGUCGAGGCAGACGGAUGCUCUCACACCAACAUCCAGGCCUACGAGGAGGAGUAUCAGUUCGAGGUGCUCUCCACUGAAGCAAUUGUUCAGCACAUGAUUGAUUGCAUACGAGAUGUCAACACUGUGGUCCAGAUCCCAUCUACCACCACCAGAAUCUUGCUAAACUAUUUCAAUUGGGACAAGGAGAAACUGAUGGAAAGGUAUUACGAUGGGAAUCAGGAUGACCUCUUCAAGGAGGCCCAUGUCAUUAAUCCGUUCAAGAAGCAGACCACCCCCACCAAAAUAAAGAGUUCCAAAAAGCUGUCUGGUACUGAAGAAUGUGACAUUUGUUUUAUGGUCUUGCCUCCUGCCGAAAUGACUGGUUUAGAAUGUGGACACAGAUUUUGCUAUCAAUGCUGGAACGAGUAUCUUACAACUAAAGUGAUGGAAGAAGGUGUUGGUCAGACGAUCGCCUGUGCAGCUCAUAAUUGCCCUAUACUUGUGGAUGAUCAGACUGUAAUGAGGUUGGUCAAGGAUAAUAGGGUCAGGUUUAAGUAUCAGCACUUGAUCACAAACAGUUUUGUGGAAUGCAACAGAUUAUUGCGUUGGUGUCCCAGUCCCGAUUGCACUUAUGCUGUUAAGGUUACUUAUGUUGAUUCGAGACCGGUACAAUGUACAUGCGGACACACGUUCUGCUUCGCUUGUGGAGAAAACUGGCACGAUCCGGUGCGAUGCACUAUCCUACGGCGGUGGAUCAAAAAAUGUGACGAUGAUUCUGAAACAUCAAAUUGGAUUGCGGCGAAUACCAAGGAGUGUCCCAAAUGUAACGCCACGAUAGAGAAGGACGGCGGUUGCAACCAUAUGAUUUGCAAGAACCAAAGUUGUAAGGCCGACUUCUGCUGGGUAUGUUUGGGACCCUGGGAGCCUCACGGCUCGAGUUGGUACAACUGCAACCGAUUUGAUGAAGACGAAGCGAAAGCUGCUAGAAAUGCCCAAGAGAAAUCGCGGGCCAAACUGCAGAGAUAUCUGUUCUACUGCAAUCGCUAUAUGAAUCACAUGCAGUCACUUCGUUUCGAACACAAGUUAUACCGCUCCAUCAAAGAUAAAAUGGAGGAGAUGCAGCAGCAUAACAUGAGCUGGAUCGAAGUGCAGUUUUUGAAAAAGGCCGUGGAUAUCUUGUGCGAGUGCCGACAAGCGUUGAUGUACACCUACGUGUUUGCUUUUUAUCUGAAGAAGACGAAUCAGUCUGUGAUAUUUGAGGAUAACCAAAAGGAUCUGGAGACGGCCACGGAGAUGCUCAGCGAGUACCUGGAGAGGGAUAUCACCCAAGAGAAUCUCAUCGAUAUUAAGCAGAAGGUACAAGAUAAGUAUAGGUAUUGCGAUGGAAGGCGCAAGGCGCUGCUCGAACACGUUCACGAGGGCUACGAGAAGGAUUGGUGGCAAUAUUCUGAAACAUAGAUAGAUCACGACAGAUUUUUCGAUUUAUUUUUUUUACAAACACUUUAAAUGGUAAAACACAUUUAUUUACUUUUCUCCCUUGAAAACUAAACUAAAAUCAAAAUUCCCCACUCCCAAAACAAACAAACAAAAAAGAAGAAAAUUAUUGUAUAUUUUUAUCGAUGUUGUUAACUUAAGCCCGCCUCAAGAAGGUACGGUUCUAAUUCUCUUUCUCUCUCUCUUUUUUUAUAUUAUAUUUUAUUUGAAAUUUAGCACUUCAAAGCCGAAACAAUGAAACAAA
Nicrophorus vespilloides is the source of this 2073-nucleotide messenger RNA. Its product is annotated as E3 ubiquitin-protein ligase arih1-like. NCBI's taxonomy places the organism in Eukaryota, Metazoa, Arthropoda, Insecta, Coleoptera, Silphidae. The transcript has 4 exons. The record is from RefSeq and is a predicted model, not a curated record. Gene Ontology annotation, molecular function: zinc ion binding; ubiquitin protein ligase activity; ubiquitin conjugating enzyme binding. Gene Ontology annotation, biological process: protein polyubiquitination; positive regulation of proteasomal ubiquitin-dependent protein catabolic process; ubiquitin-dependent protein catabolic process. The coding region runs from base 285 to 1793 and encodes 502 amino acids. Gene Ontology annotation, cellular component: ubiquitin ligase complex; cytoplasm; nucleus.